Penicillium waksmanii is the source of this 2106-nucleotide messenger RNA. Its product is annotated as Zn(II)2Cys6 transcription factor. The transcript has 4 exons. Bases 1 to 2106 code for a protein of 701 amino acids. The record is from RefSeq and is a predicted model, not a curated record. Gene Ontology annotation, biological process: regulation of DNA-templated transcription; DNA-templated transcription. Gene Ontology annotation, molecular function: zinc ion binding; DNA binding; DNA-binding transcription factor activity, RNA polymerase II-specific. Lineage: Eukaryota; Fungi; Ascomycota; Eurotiomycetes; Eurotiales; Aspergillaceae.
AUGGCUGGUCCCGAAGGCUCCCAAGACCCUGUUGGCAAUCCGGUACCCGCAUCGAUAGACUCACCUGGAGCUCUAUCGAAAUCAUAUUCGUGCGUGGUCUGUCACAAGCGAAAAGUAAAAUGCGACCGACAAGAUCCAUGCUCGAACUGCGAGAAGGCUAGUGUUGAGUGUAUUUACCGUCCUCCACCGCCGCCCCGUCGUCGCAAACGAGAGCGCGAUUUGGAUGAAAACGCGUCUGAAAGUCGAGAAAAAGUGCGUCGCCAUGGAGCUGAAGAGUCUCACUUAAUUAAUAGCAACCAGAGGUAUAAGUUGCCUCCCUCUCGUGUCCAAAGCGCCCAGAUGGAACAGACUGCGGGAUCCGGAAGAAUGAUCAUGAAAGACGGCAACUCUGUUUACAUUGAUAAUACUCUAUGGGCAACAGUUAGCCACGAGCUCACCAAUGCGACAGACGUAAUAAAUGAUGUAUCAGACGGCGGCGAUGAGAAUGUGUCUGAAGACGACAAUGAUGAGACUGACAUGCUAUUGAGCCUCGGUAACAAGGAAUGUGUCUCAAAUCUACACCCAAAUUCUUUGCAUAUCUUCAAGUUAUGGCAGACUUUUCUUGAAAACGUCAACCCGUUAAUCAAGUUGUUGCAUACCCCGACAGUCCAACCACAAAUCCUCGAGGCUAUGAGUGACUUGCCAAAGGCAGGUAAAGAGCUUGAGACCUUGAUGUUUUCGAUUUACUGCAUCUCUUUGGCUUCUAUGCCGGCAGGAGACGUGGAGAAAUCAUUUGGCGAGACCAAAAGAAAGCUUCUUUCCCGAUAUAGAAGAGGCGCCCAGAUGUCAUUCAGAAAGGUGUCUCUUCUUCGAACCUCAAGUAUUAGAGUGUUGCAAGCGUUCAUGUUGUACCUGUUAUCGAUGCGAGGAUCAUCAGAUCCACAUACAAUUUGGACACUCAGCGGAGUUGCAUUACGUAUCUCCCAGAGAAUUGGGAUUCAUCGUGACGGCUCUGCAUUUGGACUCUCGGCGUUCGAGACUGAAAUGAGACGUCGGAUUUGGUUUCAACUUAUUAUCGUGGAUUCCACAUCCGCUCAAUUCUGCGGAGUGGCCACCAGCCCGUUUCUGGCAACUGCCGACACCCAGCCUCCAGCGAAUGCGAAUGAUAGCGAUCUUGAUCCCCGCAUGACAGAGCCAGCACCCGAAAAAACUGGCGCAACUGAGAUGAUAUUCUGUCUCGCUCGCGCCGAGUUCGGCAAAUGGCUCAGACGUUGGGGCAGAGAGUAUGGUGAUUCCAAUUCACCCUGGGAAUUCCUAUCAUCAUCUUCAAUGACUCUACACCAAAAGGAUGAGGCCAUUGAUGAAUUCGAAAGUCUUGUCGAAAACAAAUUUUUGCGCUUCUGCGACCCAUCUAUUCCGCUUCACCUCGCAACCACCGUGAUGGCACGCUCUGCGGUACACUUCGCACGGUUGGCGGCGCACCACCCACGUCAAUACCAAGAUCCAACUUUUCAGGUCUCUCAGAAAGAAAAAGACACAAUUUAUGUAAACUGCCUGAAGAUGGCAGAAUAUGCCCACUUUGCCCAGUCGAACCCAAGCAUCCAGCGGUUUAUCUGGCACAUGGUCAAUCAUAUGCCGUGGGACGCCAUGAUUUUCAUGCUGUCUGAAAUGCGAAACCGGUCUGACCCGGAGGAAAAGAGCAUGGUAUGGCAGAUUAUUGGUGACUUAUACGCUCGGUAUCUUCGACAAAUGGCCAAAUCUACUCAUGUGCCUCUUCACAAUGCGCUGCAGAACUUGAUAGUCAAGGCAUGGAGAGUGUACAUUGAGGACUGUAACAAUCACAAUCGAGCCCCUACUCCAUGUCCCGAAAUUGUCUCAACACUUCUAGAAAAGGCGGAUUGUUCCACAGAAAAGCAAACAGUUGAUGGAGAGUCCAGGAUGACUGAGCUUGGCACUCAUUUCCAAGAGUUACCUAGUCAAAGUGUUCCCAGCGAAUAUCUUGCCUCUGGACCGGAGGAUAUCAACUUUUUGCUCACCGACAGUCCAAAUUGGACCGAAUGGGACAACCUUUUGAACCAGUUCCAGGAAUCGCUUUUAGAUGACACAGCGCUGUUGUCGGGCGCAUGA